This is a messenger RNA of Canariomyces notabilis, 3466 nucleotides long. RefSeq lists its product as uncharacterized. The record is from RefSeq and is a predicted model, not a curated record. Lineage: Eukaryota; Fungi; Ascomycota; Sordariomycetes; Sordariales; Chaetomiaceae. The coding region runs from base 422 to 3115 and encodes 897 amino acids. The transcript is spliced from 4 exons.
GCGAGGCUCUGGCAACCGUGACCUUGCGUCCUCGCCAACCUGGCUCUGAGUCUGAUGAAGAACGAAGAACGCUGACAGGCGCCGGCAAAUGGUGGUCGGGGAUUGACCAGACGAGGCCGAACUCACUUUCCCUUUGUCAUGCAAGUGACGCUUCGCUCAUUACAGUCGCUCAUUACACGAUCUUCUUAUUAUCGCUAUUAUCGGUUUUAUCGCAUGAACAGUUCGACGGCCCGCCCGACCACGUCCCUCGUUAAUUACAGCGCCUCCGCAGCGGUUGCAUUGGCCAUUGCAAGAGGCCUCUGAGCCCGUCACCAGGGCAUCGUCGCCGAGGGGGAUCCCGGGUCGAGACGUCUCGGGACCCGCGACUCUGGUGGAGCGCUUCCUGUAUCCCCUAUCUUGCCUUCGACUCCAACUCCCGAGCAUGGAAUCCGGGACCAGGGGCAGGUCCCCUGUGUCCGCGCGCGUCGCACAGAAGAAGCUGCCCGGCGACACCGUCGUUUGCAUCCCCUAUCGCCUGCGGAACGAUGCAGCUUGCCUGCGGAAUAGCGCAGCAUCCCGGCUGGACACCACGGCGACACAGAACCACGAGUCUGAGGCCUUGGCCCCGGCCGAUGCCCUCUCCCUCUCGGGCAGCACCCCGCCGAGCAGCCCCACCAUGUCCAGUUUUCCCGGCGGUUCAAAGGCCGUAACCCCCGAAAAGCCCAGCAUCAAUCGUCCCUACCUUGUCCUUGUCGACUCGCAAAGGAAGGCGAGUGCUAAGGAAAGCACUGAAGCAUCCUUCCGGAAGCAUCACCGAGGCAUUGGCUCCAUCGACUCGUUCCUCUCCUCAACGACCUGCGUCAACACCCAGUCCGAGUGCAGCCGCCCAGAGUCCCGCUUGUCUCAUGAGAUUCGAAUCGAGGUGGAGGAUACGGACGGCACUCCCCCUCUUGUUUCUUACCACUCAGCUCAUGAGCAGACCAGCAAGGUUCUGCUUGCCGCACCAAGCCCUGUUCAUUCCAAGUCGACGGAAAGUGAACCAAGUCUUAGCAGCGAUGAGCAGGGUUGGGAUGAAGAGGCACGCCUUGUUGACGAGAUCUCUUCCUGGGUUCUGAGGAACACGUUUGGCAAGGACGUGGAUGACUGUGCGGCGCCGCUGUUGAUAUGGGACUGCACAUACCGCUACCUCCAGGAACUUUCGAGCGCGGUUCACGAGGGCAAAUUAGGACUUGUUGAGACACUUUCUGGUCAUGGGACUCCGUCAUCCCACGGCGGCGGCACGCCAGGCCCUAGCAGCAACGACCAACAACCCGCGGGGCAGUUUGGAAAGGGGAAGCGCAAGGCUGAAGGCGGUAGCGAAGAUGGCAGCGGGCUAGGAGGUCAGGACAACCCCGGAGACGGGGACCGGGACAUCUCGCCGGGUUCGCAAGCACCCAGCAGCAAAUCCACCAUCUCUAACUUUAGCUGCCCUUACCGGAAACGCAAUCCCCUCCGAUUCAACGUCCGUGAUUAUUAUGUCUGCGCCACCCACUCAUUUGCUGACAUGUCACAGCUCAAGAAGCAUAUCCGUGCUCACCAUCCUCCGGUGCAGCGGAACGCAGGUCCAUUUCUGUGUCCCAGAUGCUGUCAAGGCUUCGUCUCCAAAAAUGAACUGGACGCUCACCUGCGCCGGCUAGAUGUUUGCCGCCUAUCAUACGACAGCGGCGGCGCCGAUCCCGAAGACGGCAUUACGCAGAAGAUCAUCUCCUCUCUUGAGGCCAGGAGUCUCAAGGCCAAGAUCGACAACUGGGUCUCGCUGUGGAAACUCCUGUUUCCUGCAGACGACAUCAUCCCCGAUCCGGUGUUCGUACCGGUAAUGGAAGUGUUCGACUUCAUUUCAGAGUCCCGGAAAUUUCUUACCACGCUCAAGGACCUUCUUGAGAUCCAAUACCGCCAUGUCCUUGAAGGAGCGAACCAGAUCCUAGACGUCGAUCUCAAGAUUCGUCAGGGGCUUGAACGGAGCACGUUGUCCAUCUACACUUGGAUCGAGACGGUGGUGCAGGACUGGGAGCAGAGGCUAUCCGGCACAGUCUCGUUCUUUACAAGCUCCGGCAUUAGUCAGCCCGUCUUGAAUGAUGCUAGUAGUUGGGCCUCUACCCCGAGUCUUCUCCCUCCCUCGCCGGCCCCUACCCCCACAGUUGCCCCUGGGAGCUCGAACACGAUGAACGCCUUGCCCGGAGUCGAAAGUCCCGGUUCAGCUGGGGCUACAGCUGCUAGAAGACGCCCCAUUCCAGCACCGAAAAGGGUCAAGCGAGCGGAAAUUCUCCCGAAAAUCCAGCCUGCAACACAGAUACCAGUCCCCAUACAACGAGCACGAACACCUCAAUCACAAGCAAGGGCGGUCGGCAGUGAUUUCCGGCCACCUCAGCCAAUUCUCCCGAGCCAGCCUAUUCCGAUCAGCCAAGCAAUUCCUGUCCCAACAUCGACCGCACCAAGCCUUGAUCCGGGUACACCGUACCAAACAAAUUGGGAGAACUCGGGGGUGCCAAUUACCCACGCAUAUGGGGUUUCCUACAGCGGCCCGGGCGAUGUUUUCCAGCACGCAGCUCUUACGCCGACCCACUAUGCGCCCGUCCAUCCCGGCCAACUCGAUGUCCAACAAUACCUCAGCCCCGAUCAGUCCACAGAUCCGGUAACGACCGAGUCGCUCCAGCACGACAUGGAUCUCCGCCGGCAAUCCACGUCCACCAUCCAUGCAAAUCGGCUGAUGUCCUCAACCCCGCGGUCCUCGCUCGCUAGCCUCACCUGGAUCCGGGACGAGAACCGGGACUCGAGCCAGACCCUCGUCGAAGCGCAUCCGCCCGGCCGAUGCCGGGAUAUGUACUGCCCAAGCUGCAGCAAGACGCUUCCCGACGACAUGACCACGCUGUCGCCAACCGGCAUCCCCCCGGUCACCGGGCCUCACGAACACCGUGUCUUUGACGCGCCAGGAGUGACGACACCCUUCUCCGGUCCCCCAGGAGCUGGGGACGUUCACAGUUUUUCCGAGGUAGAGUGGGGAUUUCACUCUGCUGUUUCUGGAGGGGGAUUACUUGGCCCGGGGAGUAAUGAUAACAUGUACGGUGGAGGGGGCCAUGGGCCGCAGGAAGGUUACUAGCAGUGGCAACUGAUACAGUUAUAAACAAGGCGGGAAAAUGGUGUCAUAUAUAUAUGUUGUAUACUAAGCGGACAAUCUGGAAAGCGAGUGCUGGAUCCUAAUCUAAUACAGGUGGAGCAGAACGCCGGCAUGGAGGUUGGAGCGGCGAUGGAUCUGACGGGGCAUCAAGUGGUCAAACGGAACACACGAGGUCAUGAAUAAUGUACCAAUGUAUUGUAUGAUACUGCUAGAUGUUCGCGUUUGUUAGCGCUCAAGGGCUGUCUGCCUCACUAAAUGUAAUUCUAGUGUGUACCGGGAUUCUCAAAGCGGUUGGGUUGUAAUGAGAUGACGGUUUAUGUUCUCAGCAAUCAU